Zea mays is the source of this 1687-nucleotide messenger RNA. RefSeq names its product gibberellin 2-beta-dioxygenase. Lineage: Eukaryota; Viridiplantae; Streptophyta; Magnoliopsida; Poales; Poaceae. The coding region runs from base 285 to 1289 and encodes 334 amino acids. The transcript has 3 exons. The record is from RefSeq and is marked validated.
AAUACAGACAAAGAAAGGUGGGACGGGGACGACGAUGAACAGCUCGUAACUAACGUUGUUCGCUCCCUCCCCGCUCGUUUCGUAUCGCCGCGUGGGGCCCCGGCGCCCCGUCCGUCCUCCUCCCCCUAUAUAAAUACGCGCCAUGAAGCCUUCUUCGUUCGCCACCACAUGCACUCGAGCUCGAGCUCCAGUCACCAGCGGUGACACGAGCUCCGGGCACUCCUCCACCUGUUCCGCUUGUUGCCGUACAUUGCUCUGCUUCUUCUUGGCAAUAUAUAUAUAUAAUGGUCGUCCUCGCGAAGCCGCCGGCUCUCGACCAAAUCUCCCUGCUCCGAUCCCCGCAGCCCGGGGACGCCUCCUCCUUCCCCGGCGUGCCGGCCGUCGACCUCUCCAGCCCCGGCGCCGCCCUGGCCGUGGUGGACGCGUGCGAGCGCUUCGGCUUCUUCAAGGUCGUCAACCACGGCGUGCCAGCGGGCGUCGUGGACCGGCUGGAGGCCGAGGCCGUCAGGUUCUUCGCGUCGCCGCAGGCGGCCAAGGACGCGUGCGGGUGCGGCCCCGCCAGCCCGCUCGGGUACGGGAACAGGCGCAUCGGGCGCAAUGGCGACAUGGGGUGGCUCGAGUACCUCCUCCUCGCCCUCGACGGCAACGCCUCGGUGUCCAAGGCCUCCCCUGUCCCGUCAUCCUCGCUGCGGGACGCGGUGAACCAGUACGUGGCCUCCGUGAGGGGCCUGGCGACGUCGGUGCUGGAGGCGGUGGCGGAGGGGCUCGGCGUGGCGCCGAGGGACGCGCUGAGCGGCAUGGUGGCGGACGCGGCGAGCGACCAGGUGUUCCGGAUCAACCACUACCCUGCGUGCCCGCUGCUGCAGCGCCUGCCGGACUCGUGCGGCGUCACCGGCUUCGGCGAGCACACGGACCCGCAGCUGGUGUCCGUGCUGCGCUCCAACGGCACGCCCGGCCUGCAGCUGGCGCUCCACGGCGACGACGGGCGCUGGGUGCCCGUGCCUCCCGACCGCGACGCCUUCUUCGUCAUCGUCGGCGACUCGCUGCAGGUCCUGACGAAUGGGAGGCUGAAAAGUGUGCGGCACCGGGUGGUGGCCAACAGCCUGAAGCCGCGGGUGUCCAUGAUCUACUUCGCGGGACCGGCGCCGGCGCAGCGGAUCGCGCCAUUGCCGCAGCUGCUGGGGCACGGCAAGCAGAGCCUGUACAGGGACUUCACAUGGGGCGACUACAAGAAGGCUGCCUACCGCUCGCGGCUCGGAGACAACCGCCUGGACCCCUUCCGCAUCUAGUCACCCGCAACCUGUCGAGAGCUGGUAGGUUCGUACGCGCAGAUGCCUCUCUCUGCCAUAGACCGGCCCCAACACCGCUGCUCUGGUGUGUGCCCCCCGCCCUCCGGAGAUCACUGGAGGCCACCAGUACUGAUUGCUUCACGGACCAGUAAGAAGGGCUGGCCGUACGGCUUGCUAUGUAGGACAGUAGGGGUAGGUGGGUAGGGUUGGAUGGAUACUGCCAUACGGGGACAGGUGUGCUCUCUGUUCGGUUGGAUUCUUCCUCUUCCCAUGCUUCGUGGUGCCAAUGCAAGUGUACAGUAGCUGUGGUACUAGCUAGCUAGAGAGAGCUUUAAUUUCCUGUAUUUGGCUCUUGAUGUUGAUGCUGUAUGAAUGUUAUUAUGGGUGCUUUCUAUUUA